Carassius gibelio (silver crucian carp) is the source of this 6855-nucleotide messenger RNA. It is a transcript of the gene cep131, whose product is annotated as centrosomal protein 131. Bases 160 to 3477 code for a protein of 1105 amino acids. The record is from RefSeq and is a predicted model, not a curated record. NCBI's taxonomy places the organism in Eukaryota, Metazoa, Chordata, Actinopteri, Cypriniformes, Cyprinidae. Gene Ontology annotation, cellular component: centriolar satellite. The transcript has 27 exons. Gene Ontology annotation, biological process: intraciliary transport involved in cilium assembly; regulation of centrosome duplication; cilium assembly.
GCGGAGUUCCUGUAUGUUUUCUGGUUGCCAAUGAGAAGAUGUUGCGCUGUGGAGUUGGAGACAGAUGAGUAAUCACUGUCAGACGCUCCGAACGCAAAUAACGUCGCUCUUAUUUGGAUAAAUUCUGUUUCUUCAACUGAUGUGGACAAUUUAGUGAAGAUGCAUACGACUCGCAGUCCAUCCGCAUCCGUCCAGACAGGGGCAGCUGGAGACGCUCUGGACCUCAGCCUGACCGGCUCUCAGCUCACAAUGGGCCGCAGACCCAGCAGCGCUUCACCUGGAAAACACUUCUCUCGAUCCAUCUCUGUGUCUGUGGCCAGUGAUGGCCGGGGGAAGCGAAACACACUGGCUGAUGCUGGAUUGGGAAGCUCACGAGCAAUUAAGAACCUGCGUCGGUCAAACAGCACCACGCAGGUGAACCAGCAGGCCAACACAAGCCUCAGUGAAGGCCACACAGAAGACUUCCUGGCUCUGUUCAACAGCAGCUCUGAUGGACGUAGAAAACUGGCCAGCCUCUCCAAGACGUCCAAAGACCAUACUACUUGGAACAUCCUGGAUGACCAGCCGAGAGCAUUUCCUGUGCCCAGCAGCUCUCACAGUACCUGCAGUAUGGAUUCUCCUACAGGCAUGAAGAAGAGGGAAGCCGGCGUCUCUCUGGCUGCCAACUUCACUGCCAACAACAGGAGCAAUAAAGCAGCUGUGGGUAACUCUGUGACCACCAUCCUCCAUAAUAACCACUCAGAGAAGCCCCUCACUCCAAAGAGCUCCAAUCAGAAACCCUCCUUCAAUAACAUAAUCAAAGCCACCGUAAAUGAUGACGUGGCUCUGGAUGUAAGCUGUUCUCUUACUAAGUCUCAGAAGAACUUCUCCUCUGCGUCAUCAAGCUCCAACAACAACGCCCCCCGAAGCCCCCGAAGCCCAGGUCAGCCACGCAGACGAGAGGUGACCGAAGAGGAGGCCGAAAGAUAUAUUCAGCAGGUGAACCAUGCUGCUAUUACCAUCCAGCGAUGGUAUCGUCGCCGAGCCAAUGAGAAUACAAUCAAACACCUCCUUGCAUCCAAAAAGAAGGAGAGGGAGCAGAGAGCAGAGGAGGAGAAAACCACUGAAGCAAUGAAGAAGAAAGAAGAUGAUCGAAAGCGCAUCAGGGAAGAGAAGGCUCGUCUGGCUCGACUUAGCGCCAUUCAGGAGCUUCAGCAGAAAAGAGCCCAGCGUGCUGCAGAGGUACAGCAGAUCGCAGAGGAGGAGGUAGAGGCACUAAAACACGCUGGGAAAGUGGGGCGUAAAAAGCUCACCAAGAGUUCUCCCACUUCUCCCACUGACGUCAAGGCUAAGAACACAGAUUCUAAUAUGAACGUGGUGCCUGAUCCGGAUGAUACGACGAAUCUAAGGGCUGCGUCACCCGCAGGCUCUAUAUGCAGAGGAUCUCAAUGUUCUCAGGAGAUCCUCCAGAGGUCUGUGAGCAUGGAGGAUCAGCGGCAGGGGGCGUCAUCGAGUAGAGCACAGUCAAAAACCACUCUGAAUGACUUGCUGGACACACUAAAGCUCUUAGAAGAGGAACCAGAGAGACUGUCAGAGCCCAAGAGCUACAGGAAGGACAAGUAUUCGUGGAUUGAUGAGGAUGGAGAUUCUAACUCCCUGACAACAGAUAAUGUGGAACGGCACAGGCAGCUGAGUCAGACUCCAGCUCUACCAGACGGGGGCGCUCUGCUUUCAGAAGCCAAACUGCAGAGCAUUAUGAGCUUCCUGGAUGAGAUGGAGAAGUCCGAGCAGGAGAGACCACGCUCCGUCACCUCUGGAUCACACAGAGAGGUGGUGUUGUCAGAGGAAGAUCUAGCAGUUGUGGAACAAGCCUCAGCCACAGCUGCUGAGGUCACCGGCUCUAUGAUGAGACUGAAACUGGAGUUGGAUGAGAAAAAACGCACAGUCAAUAUGCUACAGACAGCACUGACCCAGCAGAGGGAGCUGACAAUCCGGCAUGUGAAGGAGACUGAGAAAGAGCUUAAUCAUACCUUUCAGUUACAGAAGCAGCAGUAUGAAGCUACGAUACAGAGACACUUGACGUUUAUAGACCAGCUGAUUGAUGACAAAAAGGCCCUGAGCGAACGUUGUGAGGAAGUAGUGGGAGAACUCAAGCAGGUGGAUCAGAAAUACACCAAGAAGAUUGCUCAGAUGCAGGAGCAACAUGAGAUGGUGUGGCAAAUUCUGGGUCCCAUGUGUGAGGAGAUUAAGAAGCUGAAAGAGUUAAUGAGUGCCACAGAAAAGAUCCGCCGGGAGAAAUGGAUUGAUGAGAAGACCAAAAAGAUCAAGGAGAUCACUGUAAAAGGUCUGGAGCCAGAGAUUCAGAAGCUCAUCACCAAACACAAGCAGGAGCUGAAGAAACUCCGAGUUCUUCAUGAGGCAGAGCUGCUUCAGGCAGACGAGAGGGCCGCCCAACGUUACGUCAGACAGACCGAGGAAUUACGACAGCAGUUGGAGAGAGAAAGAGAUGAACAGUGCCAGAGAGAGAGAGAACUAGCCAAGCAGAGGUUUGAGAAACAGCUGCAGGAAGAGGAGAACGCACUGCAGCAGCAGAGGAGACGUCUGUAUAAAGAAGUGUCAGAGGAGAAAGAGCGAAUCACACAGCUGGCAGCCAGGCAGCAUUCUGAGCUUGAGGACUUAAGGAAGCAGUUGGAAGAGAACAGCUCUUUGGCAGCAAGAGCACUGAGAGAAGAGCUGGAGAAGAGCAGAGAAGAGCAGGAGAGACGACAUCAGGUUGAAAUAAAGGCCCUGAAGGAAAGACUUGAGAUUGAGAAACAGACAUGGGAAGAAAAUUAUAUGAAAAAAGAGGAAGCAUGGCUGCUGAGCAGAGAAAGGGAACUGAAGGAGGAAGUGCGUCGAGGGAGAGACAAAGAGAUCGAGCUGGCCAUUCAGAGACUAGAGGAGGAGACUAGAGGGGCAAGAGAGGAGUGUGAGAGAGCAUCUGACAACCGGAUAAAGCGUUUGAGGGAGAAAUACGAGGCUGAGCUCCGAGAUCUGGAGCGUUCGGAGCGGGCAGCAUUGCAGAAACAGCAGGAGAUAAGAGAGAAACACAGUGAGAUGGAGACAGAGCUCCUCCGGCUGCAGUCGCUCUUACGACAACGAGAGCAGGAGAUUAGCGACAUUACCCAGGCCCGUGAUAAGUUAUCAGAUGAGCGCCGCAGUCUAGCAGAAGUGAUCAGACAAGAGUUUGCAGAACGGCUUGUAGAGACGGAGGAAGAGAACAGGAGAAUGAAGAAGGAGGUGUCAGAGGCCAAGGCACGACUCCGUUUAGAGGUGGAGCGAGUGACAAGAGAGAAAGAAGAAGAGCUUGCAGAGGUGCAUCAAAGAGUGAAGUCCGCUAUUUUGAAGAAGGAAGAGACUGUUAAUAACCUGCGCAAGCAGCAUGAGGCUGCUGUCAAGAGAGCAGAUCAUCUCGAGUCUUUGUUGGAACAGCAGAGAAAACAGCUGUUAGGGAAAUGAUUGACAAGUUAGGGCACUGAAACCCCCAAAUCUCCUUCCCUUCUGUCAUACCGUCCUCCUGCACAAAGAAACUUUCACUCUUUAUUUUAUUUGUCAGGUUUCUCUUAUUUCUUUUGGUUGUUUGGAUGAACUGAUGGAUUCUGGAUCGACAUUUUGGUUCCACCAGACUUCUCAUCCAGAAAGGCGGCCUUUGGCAUUCCCAUGGGAACAAGGCAAGAAAUGAGAGAGGAAUUUAAUCUUCUCCGAGAUUCUUGGAGAGCUUUUGUGGGUCUCUCUUUCAUGGAUAUGACCAAAUUACAGACUCCUUUCAGCCACCGGUUUCACACAGCCAAAUUAAUUUAAGCAUAGAAAAAAUACAAAAUAAAUCUUCUCACUUGAGUUUAGAUCUAGUAUGUUGAAUCUCAUAAAACCUUGUCCCAUAAACUUGUGCAUAUUUCACCCCAUAAUCAAAAUAUGUAAGUAAGAAAUGUCUUUAAAUUUAAAUUAAGCAAAAAUAAACAGUUUGUAUAUUGCAAAAAAAUAUAUAUUAUUUAAGUAUUGUAUUUAUACAACGUUUUUUUUUUCUUUUUUUUGUGUUAUUUAUGCUUGUAUUAAAGCCCUGUUUAAUAAAAAUGGAAAUUGGAUCACAACUGAGAUUUUAAUGGGAUUUGCAAAACCCUCAAAUGUUAGAAAAUGAUGACGUUUGCAUUGGAAACUGACAAUGCAAAAUGGUCCUAAAAUUCUUUAUCCAAAAUAGCAUUUUUUACAUUUCAUAUUUUGAUUCGGGGGUAACAUCUGCAUGCUUUUGUGAGUUUCAUCCAAGAAGUUGAAGGCAUUUAAAGAAAGCUUUUGUUGGUCACAGAGGCAUUCACAGUAAACUACUCCAGAUGUUUCUGUAACUGCCUACCCUCUUCCCGUCUCUCUCCAGCACUGGAAUUAGGGAAAUGGGUGGAGAGUACAGUGGACAGGAUACGUGGGAGAGGCAAAGGCUAUAAAAUCGAGAAGAGAAGUUAACCCUUUACAUUAAAGAGGAGAGGCUUAACCCCCCACCAACACAAACAUCCCUUCUCCCCCUGCCUUUUGUGUGUUGCAUACAGAUGCCUUUUGUCCCGAUACCCCUCUGGGCUAUCUCUAAAUUACAGGAGAUGUCCCAGAAGCCCCCAGGACACCCAAACAUGCUCACACAGAGCCCACAGUGAGGCCCAGUUCUAGUUCAGACAUCAAAGAAGUGAUGGCAGAACAGCUAGACUAUAGAGAUUUUAGAAGGUUUGUUGACAGCGAAGCAGUAGAUGGUGAAGAUAAGUAUGGAGUGUCUCUUUAGAUUGAUAAGGACUGACAGUAAGUUGAGCAGCUCUUACGAUGUGCAGCUGAUUUGCACAAACUGAGGUGAGAGACCUGGUUGAGGUUGAGUUGAGAUGGAUGUAGAAAGUUGGGUAGAUGCAAAUAUCAGAUGGAUAGAAAAUUAGGAGAAUGACAGUGUUUAUGAUUUAGGAAAAGCAGAACUGGGUUCAACAGGAUGUUACACACAGUGACUGUGAUUUACCAAGUAGGACGUUCCUAAAUCAUCGUACACGGUUAAAUAGUUGCUUGCAAGCAGUGUUAGCUAAAGUAAUUUCCAGUCAUUGAACUAAAAAUAACAUUGAAAUAAAAUAAUUUGUCUUUUAAGCACUAUGGUUACUAAAACUGAAAUAAAUGACAACUCUACGAAAGCUAUAAAUACAUGACAAACAUAAAAUAUAUAAAAAGUAAGAGAUUCGGUAAAAAAUAUUUAUAAAUACUAUAGUAAAAUACACUAUAAAAAUUUUAUUUGAAGGCAUACAUUGAUUCACACAUUGGUCUGAAUGAAUAAUUAAAAGGAAAAAUCCCAAACAACUGGAAAGAUCAAAACAUCUUGGAUCAGCACCAGCCAGAUGGAUUUAAUAGAAUUAUUAAUAACAUUAGCUUUUAUCAAUGUAUCUUUUCCCUUUGAAUUUAGGUGUAGUCCAUUGUUUGGAAGUUAUUUUUACAUUACAUGAAUGUUGUUCUGGCUUAACACCAAUAUGUUGAUCCAGGAACCUCCUUCUUGGUAAAAUUACAGUGAGCUGGGGGAGAUGUAGCAUGACUGGUAUUGGCUCUGUGGUUCAAAGCACAGCUAAAAGGCCUCCAAUCUCUCUCGUUCUCUCUCCAUAUUCUAUACCAAGUGGUCUGUCCAAAAGAGGAACAGAGACCAAUGCAGUUCAGCAUGGGUUGGGGUGGCAGAGUGGGGGAGGUGCUUAAAUACUCUCACAAGUCUCCAUUGUUUCUUGCUAUAAAGUCCCUACAUUUUUUCUUCCUUUCUUCUAUUGCAAAACUUUUGGUUUUAUGAGGAGACUUUUCUAAAACCUUUCAACUGAACAAUAAUGACACAAGCCAGAAAAGCAGUGAAUGUUUAACCAAACCAGAUGUUUAAUCUGAUUGGGCAACUUUAGGUUUGAUAACCAAAGAGAACUACUUUAUAAAAAGUUCUCUUUAUCUGCAAAACAAACUUUUGUUAGAGAAGUUGAUUUACUUGCCAAACUAAAUUACUUAUCUAAAGUUGAACAGCGUGAGCGAGGUUGUGACCAGCUACUUCCUAAUGUGAAACUGUUUUCUUGUACCAUUUUUUGAUGGAUUUUGUAUAUCAGAUUCUUCCUGAUGUGUGAGCUGUUUAGUGAACGCAGCCACAUCGAAAAGGUCAGAGUGAAAAGUGCCUCAUUCCUGUUCUCUAAUGAGAGGAUCAGGUGUCUCAUUUUCAAGCUGUCCUCGCUAGCAGAACACCGCAGACUCUGCAGUGCGGCUCAAGCAGAAAUACUGAGAUUUCUCUGAGGCAUAAUUUCAUGAGUCACCUGUUGACAUCACAUUUUAAUGUGUGCGUGUGUAUCCAAGGUCAGUUGGAUGCAUUCGAUCAGAAGCCCAGUGUGAGGUUCAAAAUGUUAGAACAUUCUGAGAAUGUUUCAAAUGCAUUUCAUGAAGGUUAGAAGUCCAUUUUGGCAGCAGAUGCAGGUCUUUGGCUGUUUUUCACCUUCAGAUGGCAGCGUGGUUGGCAUGGCCAGAGUUUCUCAGUCCCACUCAUGCCAGUGAACUAUUCUUUUGUGAGUGUAGAGUUUAAUAGCCAAGCGCCGGUCGCCAUUUUACUGGCCUUUUGAAACUGUGGUCUGAAAAAAAAACACUACUUUUAUUACCUUAAUUAAUGUCUGAUAUCAUUCCCCCUUUUCCUAUUCAUGGUUAAAUUAGGUUUUGUUUUUUUGCAUGUCUAAGUGUAAUUUAAAUGUGGCCUUUAACGUGUAGCUCUUAAUUUGAUUAUUUUACCCAUAUCCUGUAUUUUGUUCCAAGUUUAAUAGCUGUGUUUUCGAAAAAUGAAGAAAAGAAUCUCCACAGUACGAUAAUAAAUCUUGAAAACGA